CUAAGCUUCCAUCAGCAAAUUCUUCUACCCAGUAACAUACUACGUGCAGACAAGUCCGACUAAACCAUCGAAUCAAUGGCGGGCGUGAGCCGGAGCAUGGUGGCGCCGCUGCUGGUGCUGAACCUGGUGAUGUACAUCGUCGUCAUCGGCCUCGCCAGCUGGAACCUCAACCACUUCAUCAACGGCACCACCAACUACGCCGGCGUGGCCGGCAACGGCGCCACCUUCUACUUCCUCGUCUUCGCCAUCCUGGCCGGCGUGGUGGGCGCCGCCUCCAAGCUCGCCGGCGUGCACCACGUCCGGACCUGGCGCGGGGACAGCCUCGCCACCAGCGCCUCCUCGGCCCUCGUCGCCUGGGCCAUCACGGCGCUCGCCUUCGGGCUGGCGUGCAAAGAGAUCCACGUCGGCGGGCACCGCGGCUGGCGGCUCCGGGUUCUCGAGGCGUUCAUCAUCAUACUCGCCUUCACCCAGCUGCUCUACGUCAUGGCGCUCCACGCAGGUCUCUUCGGCAACCAGUUCGGCGACGGGUACGCCGCGGAGCACCAGUACGGCGACCACCAUCACAAGGGCAUGGGCACCGGCGCCGCCACAGCCAGGGUCUGAGUUGAGCUUGCUCUGCUUAAUUUGGGGCUCCGUGGAUGAACAAGCUGUAUGUAACUAGCACGUAUCAAUGUAUGUUUGUGCGCGCGUGUGUGCGCUGUAACAUGUAUGCAUACAUAGUCGUCGGUGUUUGUGCAUGUACUGCAGCUGUUUUUUUGAAGGACUGUAGGUACAUGUACUAGUUCUGGUCCUGUUUAAUUUCCAUCAAGUAAGUAUCUAGUAGCUACCAUGUUUAAUUUUCAUCUAGUUUCUGCUAGUACCUUGUUUUGAUGUUUGUAAUCCCAUCGAUCAGUGUGGAUUGCCUGGCCGGCCUGCAUCGUUGGCUCCCGCUGGCCGGCAUUGACUUCUGGAUGAAUUAUGAAUGAAUGUAUUACCGGUAGUA
Triticum dicoccoides is the source of this 982-nucleotide messenger RNA. Its product is annotated as membrane protein PM19L-like. The record is from RefSeq and is a predicted model, not a curated record. Bases 76 to 603 code for a protein of 175 amino acids. The transcript has a single exon. NCBI's taxonomy places the organism in Eukaryota, Viridiplantae, Streptophyta, Magnoliopsida, Poales, Poaceae.